Messenger RNA from Myxocyprinus asiaticus (Chinese sucker), 4242 nucleotides. RefSeq names its product TNF receptor-associated factor 3-like. Gene Ontology annotation, cellular component: plasma membrane signaling receptor complex. Bases 301 to 2022 code for a protein of 573 amino acids. The transcript has 11 exons. The record is from RefSeq and is a predicted model, not a curated record. Gene Ontology annotation, molecular function: tumor necrosis factor receptor binding; zinc ion binding. Lineage: Eukaryota; Metazoa; Chordata; Actinopteri; Cypriniformes; Catostomidae. Gene Ontology annotation, biological process: tumor necrosis factor-mediated signaling pathway; positive regulation of JNK cascade; innate immune response.
GCUUUCCAGUUACUAGACUUGAUAUCAACAGCACCCUGCCACAGUAGCGGCAUCUCUACCUAUUCGCGUACCUUUACCGAGUCGUUUUUGAAGCAUUCCGGUUUAAAAAUGAAAGGAUUUGAUCCCGCGGCCGUUGUUGCCUGUUUGAGAAGCGAGGACGGAGCUGUGGCCGCGUGAAUUUGGACGUUGUUGUCUCGGCGUCUGUCAUAUGAGUGGACCAUCCGUGGCUCCAUUCGUGAAAUUCUUCAGAGAAACACGGUUGGAUCAUUGGACGACAUCGCUGACCUACUGAUUCAUGUCAUGUCCGCAGGGCGUAAUGUGGAACAGCAGAUUCCCCUGCAGCAGCGUCCUCCCUCUCUUGCCAUGCCCUCCAUGGCCCAGCGGCCCAGGCCCGAGCCAGGCUUCCUGCCAGUGCAUGGCGGCUUCAGGGACCACUUUGUCACGACGCCUGAGCCCAAGUACUGCUGCAAGUCCUGCAGGCUAGUGCUGUGUAACCCUCGGCAGACUGAAUGUGGACAUCGCUUCUGUGAGAGCUGCAUCACAGAUCUGCUUAGUAAGCCUAACCCAGUGUGUCCAGCUGAUUUCGAACCACUCUUUGAAGAUAAGAUAUUCCGGGAUGUUUGCUGCUAUAGGGAAAUUAUGGCUCUUCAAGUCUACUGCCGGAGUGAGAAAAAUGGAUGUAAAGAACAAAUGAGUUUGCAACGGGUCAUGAUGCACUUGGAAGUUUGUCCAUACUUUGAGGUGCCUUGCCCCAUGGGAAAGUGUAAGGAGAAGAUGAUGAGGAAAGACAUGCCCGAGCACUUGAACCGCAAAUGCAAACACAGAGAGAUCACCUGUGAAUUUUGCAAUCACAAGAUGGCCCUCACGGAGUUACAGAAACACAAAGAAACCAUCUGUCCUGCAUUUCCUGUAGCAUGUCCUAAUCACUGCUCCUUUUCUUCCAUUUUAAGAAGCGAGCUGUCCAGUCACCAGCACGACUGUCCAAAUGCCCAGGUGUCCUGCCCCUUCUUUCGCUACGGAUGCUCCUACCAGGGGCUGAAUCAAGAGAUGAGGGAACAUGAGGCCAGUUUUGCCUCUGAGCACCUGAGACUGAUGACAGUCAGAAACACCACACUAGAGGCCAAGGUAGAAGAUGUUAAGAGUGAGCUGAUGGAGCGUUAUAAGGUUCUGCCCAGCCUCAGCAGUCGUCUGGCGGAGGUAGAAACACAAUAUGAGGAGAUAAGAGAAAAGAACCGACAGCUGGAACAGAAGCUACUCGGCAUGCAGAAACUGAUGAGUGCUCACUCAGAGAAACUGCUCGAGGUUGAGAUGGAGCUACGGGAGCUUCGUCCACUGCGAGCGAUUAGGGAGGAGGUGGAAGCUCUCAGAGUGUCAAUGGAGAGCAUGCGGUCAAUUGUAUCAUCCCUGGACUCGGGCCGUGUCGGAUCCAGUUCUGGUUCCCCCACCCUGGGCUUCUUAGAGCAGCAGCUCUCACGCCACGAUGACACAUUGAGUGUACAUGAUAUCCGCCUGGCAGAGAUGGACCUGAAGCUGCAGGUGCUAGAGACGGCCAGCUUCAACGGUACACUCAUUUGGAAGAUCCGUGACUACAAGCGGCGGAAACAGGAAGCCGUGGCCUCCAAAACCCUCUCACUCUACAGCCAACCCUUCUACACAGGCUACUUCGGCUACAAGAUGUGCGCCCGCGUCUAUCUAAAUGGGGACGGUAUGGGUAAAGGCACACAUCUCUCCCUCUUCUUUGUGGUCAUGCGUGGCGAAUAUGACGCCUUGUUGCCAUGGCCAUUCAAACAGAAAGUAACGUUGAUGCUAAUGGACCAGGGACCGGCACGGAAACACUUAGGUGAUGCCUUCAAACCAGACCCCAUUAGCAGUAGCUUUCGCCGACCCACUGGUGAGAUGAACAUUGCCUCAGGCUGUCCGCUCUUUGUGGCUCAGACUGUCCUGGAGAACGGAACCUACAUCAAAGACGACACCAUUUUCAUCAAGGUGACUGUUGAUACCUCUGACCUGCCAGAUCCUUGAUUGCAAUUUUAUUGGGUCCAACUAAUACAAAGUCACACGGUCCUCCCAGCCAAGACUUUGCAGCUUCAAAGAGCAGGGCUAAGAGACGAGGAACCCUGGACAAGUUUGUGCAUCUAACUGGGCGAUCAUAACAGUUAGAGCAGUAAGCUUGUUCUUGCGAGAUGGUGCGCUCUUCGGGAAACAAAAGGGCCUUGCUGGGCUAGAUUGCUAAUGCCUUUAAGAGGAGGUCUAACUGGACCGUGUUUGCUGCACAGUUUAAGUUUAAGAUCUCCAGUGCCAGCCUCAUUAAGCGAUAAAGAAACUUCAACUCUAAAUAAGCACGAGAAUUUCUCUGGUGCUAGAGAAUGGGGAGAAAUUGAAAAGAAAACAGUGUGUAAUGUGUUUGGUGGCCAACAGCAAGUCCAAUCUGUGAGGAAACUGUUUACUGUUUGUCAUUAGCUGGGUUUCCAUCUAAAUGUUUAACAUUUUUAACCACAUUUAAAAAAAAAAUUACUUUAGAAAAUACUAACCCUUUGUGCGUUUCCAUCCACUGCGUAAUGCGCAGGAGGAAGCCCUUGUCAUGGUGGAGCAUCUGAAUGGCCUCCUUGCUUCGGGGAGAGUUUUAUUUGCAGGAUUGGAGCAAUUGUACCAAAUGCUGCCGGAAGACAUUUCAGAAUAAGUGUAAUAUCUGAUAUAAUGGGGCAGAAAUAGCUCAAUGCCCACAUGCCGCCAGUCUCCACAUACCUUGGAGCGCCCGUUCUCUAAACUGUUAUGGCGGAUUGUGAGGAACCAUUUUAUCGACCAGCUGUGGGUUAAACACUUCCGAAAGUCAAGCGCUAUGUUCAAAGUAUUUUGUGCCAAGGUCGGACCUUUCGGUGGGCCAUUCACAUCAAGUUAUCGCACACUAAUAACACAUGCACAUAUGGUCAGAACACGUCAUUGUUUUGUGAAUAAACUGUUUCCAUCACCAUAAUGCGCAUUUUAACUAAUGCAAAACUCUAGAACAUCCACCUCUAAGCGCAUUCAAUUUUAAGCAAGCGUUUCAUUCAGGAUUUCUUAUGCAUAAUUUCAAAAUGCGCAUAAAAAUAGUUGGAUGGAAACCCAGCUUUCUAUUAGCCUUAAAUGUGUGUGAAUGUAUUUUGAGGCUAAUAGUCAUCUCACCUAUAGUUGGUUAAAUCUGGAAGAUAACCCUGUAUGUUUGGUAAUCAUGACAAGUUUUGUAUUUGGAUGUAUGUAUGCAUUUUGUACAAUAUGCAAAUAAGUACUUGAGCUAACAUCUGUUGUCAGUGUUUUGUGACUAGAGAGAGAAGUUUUGUUUAUGUGGGCAGGGGUGGAUGUGUUUCUGUUCUGUGUAGUAGUUAUAAAGGACCCGACUAUGGAGCAUUCAUGAAGGACUAUAUUGGCACUAAACAGUGACCCUGCAUAGGGGUUCCAUUGUCAAGAAGCAAAACCUCAGAUUUUUAUGGAUGUAAAAACUAUUCUUACAUGACUUAACCUUCCCUGUGUUUACCACUUUGACACAUUAUUUUUUGUAAUGUUAUAAUUAAUGGAUGCUAUGCAUCAGAAUAUUUAGUUCUUUUUUGUGUGUUUUGUUUUUCUUUUUUCUUUUAUAUUUGAGAACAGUUUGAAAUAAUGCCUUUAUGCCUCCAGCCAUGCUGCCAGACACACAUACAAUAAUCCAGAUCAUUUUUCAUGGUAGGGAUGGUUUUUGCACAAGUAUUGUUUGAAUGUGUAAUAUGUACAAAUAUAUUAUUAAAAAUUAUUGAACAGAACAGAAAUUUACCUAUGGAAAUGCAGUUCUCAUCAGUAUGUAGUUAAUCAAAUACUGUGAUAGAAAUGGUUUUUAGAAGUAGAACAAAACCGUCUUAAUUUAGCUCAGCAUGAUGCAGUUUUGAGGUGGCAUAUGUGAGAAUGUCGCUAACUAAAUAUUUGUACUUGCUUGUUUUGAGUAUUAGGGGGUUACCUCCCCCAUCUCCCCUGGAAACUACGCCCUUGCUUACAGUCUCUUCAAUGGGCUGUACUACAGUUUAAGUGUUUUCGCAGACAAAACAUUGAUAAAAUAUCUACAGACCACAGACAACUCCAGACAAUAUGAGUUGUGGAAAAUCAUUUAUGAUCUAGGAUCUUUCUACAGGUUUAUACCGUUCGUGCCAUUGAAGAGACUGUAAGUCUGUCCCUCACAGCCUCGUUGUCAUUCCCAUUAAAAAACAAAGAUGGCGCUAGCGUGAAUAAUGUGAGGCG